Cicer arietinum (chickpea) is the source of this 1554-nucleotide messenger RNA. Its product is annotated as hydroxycinnamoyl-CoA:piscidic acid hydroxycinnamoyltransferase-like. Lineage: Eukaryota; Viridiplantae; Streptophyta; Magnoliopsida; Fabales; Fabaceae. Gene Ontology annotation, molecular function: acyltransferase activity, transferring groups other than amino-acyl groups. The record is from RefSeq and is a predicted model, not a curated record.
AUAUUCACGAAGUGUUUGCACAUAAAACAAAUCUUAUAUAUAUAUAUAUAACAAUACUAUUUUGAGAUUCACACAGAACAAGAAAAAGAGUGGCAACAAUUAAAGCUCGUUACACUGUCAUCCCUGACGAACCAACCCCACAAGGGCGUUUAUGGCUUUCCGACAUAGACCAAGUUGUUCGUUUCGGCCACACACCCACUUUCUACAUUUACAAACCCCAAAAACAGAACCAAAUUGAAAACAGCAUACAAACAUUGAAAAACUCUCUCACCAAAAUUCUAGUUCAUUACUAUCCUAUAGCUGGUAGACUGUGUUACACACAAGGUGCUCGACUCGAAUUGAAUCUCAAUGCAAAAGGAGUCAUUUUAAUCGAAGCCGAAACAACUAAAACAAUUCAUGAUUAUGGUGACUUUUCAUUCUCUGACUCCACCAAAGAGCUUGCUCCAACAUUCAAUUACAAUACUCAACAAAUUGAAGAAAUGCCUCUUUUUGUUGUGCAACUCACAAAGUUCAAAAACAAUGAAGGUUGUGCAAUUGGUGUUGCUAUGCACCACAUUUUAGCAGAUGGACUUGAAGCCGUUAGAUUCAUCAACUUAUGGGCUAAAUUAGCAAGAGGAGAAACACUUGAUCCUAAUGAGUUACCUUUUUUAGAUAGAACAGUUCUCAAAUUUUCACACACCCCUUUGGAACCACGUUUUGAACAUAUAGAAUUGAAGCCACUGCCGUUGAUUCUUGGAAGAACCGAUACCGAAGAAGAAAGACUGAAAAAAACAACAGUUUCUUUGUUGAGACUUUCACCUGAACAAGUUGAGAAGUUGAAGAAAAAAGCCAAUGAAAAUAAUGAAAUUGUUCUAGCUAUGAUGAAAAAAGGGUCAAGACCUUUUAGUAGAUUUGAAUCAAUUAGUGCACAUGUUUGGAGAUGUGCAUUAAAGGCACGUGAGCUUGAAGAGAAUCAAGAAAGUGUUGUUAGAUUCAAUGCUGAUGUAAGAAGUAGAAUUGUUCCACCUCUUCCUAAAAAUUAUUAUGGGAAUGCUUUGACACAAACAGCAGUAAAAGGGUAUGUUGGAGAAAUCACAUCAAAGCCUUUGGGUUAUGUUUCACAAAAAAUAAGGGAAUCAGUUGAGGUUGUAAAUGAUGAGUAUAUAAGGUCACAAAUUGAUGUUAUUAGAGGCUUUGAAAAUUUGGAUGAUGCAAGGAGUUUGUUUUUAGGUGAUUUUGAUAAGAAAACUCUUUAUUUUGGGAAUCCUAAUUUUCAUGUAACUAGUUGGUUAAGUAUGCCUACUUACGAAGCUGAUUUUGGUUGGGGGAAGCCUGUUUAUUUUGGAUUAAAUUCUCUGUCUCCACACGAUAGGGCAUUGAUUCUUCUUAGUUCUGAAGGAGAUGGAUCUGUUAUUGUGUGUUUGCAUUUUCAGAUUGCACAUUUGGAGCUUUUCAAGAAGUUCUUCUAUGGAGAUAUUUGAAGUUUGGUUCAUUUCUUUUAGGCUUAAUUGCAGUUUUGAUUCUCCUAUUUUAACUGAAUUGCAAAAGUAGUCUCCUCAUUUUAUUUUUCUCUAG